UAAUUAUGAUAAGUCUUAAAACCAUCAUAUAUAUUGUUUUUGUGGGCAAAUGCAUUUACGUGUGACAUGGGGAAUUGAUUUAGCCAAAAAUCACUUUCUUUGAUUGAGAAAAUUAAAAAAAAAAAUAGCCCAUGACCAAAUCAAUACAAUUUUGUGGAUACAAAUCAACAAUUGAUUUCCAUGUCUUGUUUUGGUCAAAGGAAAAGUAAAUAUAGAUAGACUAUAAGCAUGCAGUCUUGUCUUGUGGAUACAAAUUUUCAAUUGACUUCCAAGUCUCCCAUGACAAUAACUUGUUUCAUCACAUCACAUGCAUGGGCAACUUAGUCAUCAUAUUUGUAACUUGUAAAUUUUUGGUUAUAAGUUAGUUUUUUUUUUAUAUUUUAUUUUUAUUUUCAUAUACACUCCACAAAAUGCAAUGUCAAGUCUUGUACCCUUCUCCAGCAUACUGUUAGGAACAAGCUAAAAAAUCAAAAAUUAAAAUACGUUUCCUUUCCUUGACACAUUAACAUUGUUACAUCAAAUAAUACUAAAAACAACUUGUUCUGUUGUAUCUAGUUUUUUAAAUCGUUGAAACCAAAAAUCAUUUUUAUAAUAUAGAACAAUAAUUUACAAAAAUUUAUAAUCUAUCUUUGAUUUCUCAAAACUCCAUCUUUACCUCCUAAAAAUAUAAAGCUAAACUAGUCUUGAACACGGGUGUUAUAAAGGUCAUGAUUUCUGAUCAAUAUACUUACACAACACUCAUAGAUGGGCUAUCCAAAGCAAAAAGAUUGGAAGAUUCAAAUAUGGUUUUAGAAGAUAUGUAUAUUACUUUUUUUUGUGGCAGAUUUUUGUGAUGAUUAGGAAAUUUGUGAGGUAGUGCUGGUUGUGAUCGUGGCAAAAAGAGCAAUACGGUGGUGGUGUAUGGCUACAUGAUGGGGAUUUGGAGACCCUAAAAGCGUUUCAGGUAGCUUCUAUUUAAAUAAUCAAUGAACCAGAUAACUGUCUUAUUUGAAAUAAUAUUAUUUUAUGUUCAAAUCAUGAUUUCUACAUGUCUCCUACUCAACUAUAAAUAGAACCUUAUACUUUGGAAUUUUCAAGUACUCUUUUUUUAGAUACUAGAUCCAAAAAUUGAUCCUCUCUCGCCUCUCUCCUAAUCUUUCUAUGGUUCUUGUGUUGUGGGUGUGAACCAUUAGAGGCUCGCACACAAAUAGAGCUUGUUUUCAAAGAUAAUUCUAGAUUGCUUUGUUGGAAUCAAAGAUUUGUUUACAAUAACAAAUAAAAGGUAUGCAAUUUUGUGAAUUUUGCUUUCCAUUAGGGUUUAGAAGAUUUGAUGUUCAAUAAUAUGUUGCUUAAAUAGUGUUAUGACAUAGAUCAAAGUAGGUUGCACGUACCCUUAAGAAUAUAAUGAUUUUUCCGUAUUAUUACAUGUAAAACCUAUCAAUAUCUUAUAUAAGUUAACAAUGACAAAAAUAUGAUUAAAGUCACCAGAUACAUCCCUCGUUUGACAUGGUCCUCAAACAUAAGAUUUCAUGAAUAUAGCAUAUAAUAUCCUAAAAGGAAACCUAUUAUAACUUUUCAGAUGGUAAAAGUAAUAUGAUUAUUUGUUACAUGUUUUUUAUUCAUUUGGUGAUGAUAUUACUAGCUUAUUAAAAAAAUCUAUUAUCACAAUGUUUUUUCAAUCUUAUUCAUACAACAAGGAACAAUGCCCAAAUUAUUCAUAAAUAAAUUUCAUUAAAGUAUAUUUCUGGUAUACCCGAAAAUACCUAACCCGAAUCAUCAACCCGGAUACCCGAACUAUAAGACCCGAAUUGUAAAUAGUUUAGGUUUCGGUUCAUAUUAUUUUAUGAAAAAACUUGAAUUACCCGAAGCUCGAAAAUUACCCAAUCAACAGACCUAAUUAGCAGUAGUGAUUAGUAGUAGAUAAUAAGCAAUAAAGAAAAGAUAAAACAAGGGAAAAUUAGUCCUAUGCUAAAAGCAUAACAUCUAAACAGUUAGAUUUAACAAUGCAGGGACCACAAGUGGUAACAAAACCCUCCAUAGGGAUCACCCAUGACAAAAAGCGAAUAGUAGGACCAAAAGCGCUAUUUUGGCAAAACCAUAGGGACCAAAAAAGUGUUUUACUCUAAAAUGAAUUAUAUAUAUAUUAAAUAACGGAAAUAUGACCAGAUCUCGUAUCAGAUGAAAACGAGGAAGUUCGAGUAAAGCGAAAGACGGAAGAAGGAGAAUUCAUGAAGUAAAUCUAUGAAUUGAAAAUAUAGUACAGUCGUUUUAAGCAUAUGGCUUGUAAUAUUGAGGAGAAAUCAUUCUGGGUUGAACUGGGUGCCGAUUUAGUCGAGGUUUUCCGUAUCUCAGUUACUUGCAAGUUGCAACAAUAUAAUUUCUUCCUUUAAUUUGAUAACAUCAAAAAGAUUAGGGUCCCACAUUGACAAAAGCUCACCAGAUCUUUCAAUUGCCUCAGCUACUGGCCUACUGCAUAAUUGCAGGUCAUUGAAGAUGCAUCAUUAUAUUCCAAACCAUGUCACAGGUCAUUUUUUUUUAACUCGAGUGGCCACAUAUUCUUGUUUGGGGGUUGGAAAUGUUAGUGUCAUUUGCUCUGAGCAAGAGCGAGUUGCUCUCCUCAAGUUCAAACAGAGUGUUGAAGAUCCUUUUGGAAUGUUGUCAUCAUGGGUUGGAAAUGAGUGUUGCAUGUGGGAACGAAUCCAGUGUGAUGGUGUCACUGGAAAUGUUCAACGCCUUCAUCUCAAAGCAGAUGAUUACUACUACAUAUCUGGUAAUAAGGUGAGCUCUUCUUUGGCAGAGUUGAGGCAUCUCAAAUACCUCGACUUGAGUCAGAAUUAUUUUCACGGAAGUCGGAUCCCUGAGUUCAUUGGAUCAUUGAAACAGCUGACCUACCUCAAUCUCUCUGAUGCUGAUUUUCAAGGUAUUAUUCCUCCUCGCAUUGGAAAUCUUUCUAAUUUAAAGGUUCUUGAUCUCAGUUCAAACCAUCAUGAGCUGAAGGCAGAUGAUAUGGCAUGGGCUUUUGGCCUUUCGUCACUCGAGCUUCUCAACUUGAGUUCAGUGGAUCUUAGUGGAGCACAAAACUGGGACAUGAUGCUUCACAUGAUUCCCUCCUUAAAAGAGUUAAGUUUGUCACGUUGUAGACUUUCCAAUGUUAAUCUUGGUCCUUUUCUUAAUUCCAGUAGAAUACUUCCUAAUAUAAAACACCUCGAUCUUGGCUACAAUUCUUUCAAAGGUCCACUCCCUGGCCUUCUUCAAAACAUGACAUCCCUAACAUUCCUCAGUCUUUCUGGAUUUAAUCAUAGUUUAUUGGCAUGGAACUUUCCAAAGCUACUAAGCAUGAUCCCUUCUUUGUCAGAGCUUCAUUUGUCAGGUUGUGGGCUGGAUAAGACGCAUCUAUCUUCUCCACAUCUUAAUUACAGUACACUUUCUAACAUCCAGCACCUCGAUCUUAGCAAUAAUCCACUUGGGGGUAUAUUUCCAUCUGUAUUGACAAACAUGAGCUCCCUAGAAGUCCUUGACCUUUCAGAUACCAUGCUGAAUUCAUCGCUUCCUAUUAUGCCUAAACUUCUAGAGCUUCAUGUUUCUGGUAACAAGUUUAAGCAGAUUGAGGAUGUUGGAAUCUGGAGACAGUGCCACCUGAAACAAUUAAGUGUAACAGAUAAUGAGUUUGCUAUGGAAAUGAUUGACACACCAAAAAAUGCAUCAGAGUGCUCCAUAUAUGCUUUGGAGUUUCUGGAAUUAAGUCGGAGUUUAAAUGGUAGAAUUCCAGAAACACUUGGAGGACUGGCAAACUUAAGAGACCUUGAUCUAUCAUACAACAAACUGACUGGUUCAAUCCCUGAAUCUCUAGGAAGAUUAAGAUUUUUACAAGUACUAUAUCUAUCUGAAAACCUAUUGAAUGGUUCAAUUCCAGAAUCCCUUGGAAAAUUAGCAUCUUUAACAGAUUUGGAUCUAGGAUCUAAUUUAUUAGACGGGACUAUUCCAGUUUCGAUUGGGCAACUUGCCAAACUCCGUACUCUAUUUAUCUCUAACAAUUCUUUAGAAGGAGCGGUUACCGAAGCCCAUUUUGCUAAUCUUUCAGUGUUGAAGCUCUUGGAUGCUUCUUCUAACACUAAGCUGACAUUCAAUGUUUCAUGUGGGUGGAUACCUCCAUUCCAGUUGAUAUAUCUUAGUCUCAGCUCUUGUAAUAUCGGGAAUGGAUUUCCGCAGUGGCUUCGACAUCAGAGGAAACUUCAAUGGUUAGAGUUUUCCAAUGCUACACUUUUGGGGCCGCUGCCCACAUGGCUGCGGAAGAUGCCCAUCAUUAAUUUCUUAGAUCUCUCUCACAACAAACUCAGCGGAUCUUUGAAAAACCUUCCUAAUGCAGGAAAUGGUGAUGUAUAUUGGUAUGUACCUGUAUUACUUCUGGAAUAUAACCUUUUCAGUGGGUCAAUUCCACGGUCAUUAUGCAGAAGAACAAAUUUGGAAGUGCUUGAUCUUUCAAGAAACAUGUUAAGUGGGAAAAUUCCCAACUGUAUGGGGAAUCUGCAGGGUUUGACUGCCAUGAGAUUAAGCUCAAAUCAGCUCUCUGGUGCCAUUCCUAGUUCAAUUGCUCUUAUUUCAUCAUUACUUUGGUUAAAUUUGAACAAAAAUAACUUUACUGGUGAAGUUCCUCCAGAAUUAGGGAAUCUCCAAGGUUUGGGAGUCUUAGAUUUGGGUGACAAUAAAUUAUAUGGAAAUAUACCCAAUUGGAUAGGGAAAAAACUUACAUCUUUGGUAGUUUUGAGUUUACACAAAAACAACUUUACUGGUAGAAUUCCUCCAUCUCUUUGCAAAAGUUCAAAUCUUCAAAUUUUGGAUCUUGCAUACAACAACUUAACCGGAACCAUCCCUCCGUGUGUAGGAAACUUAAAUGGCAUGGUUGUGAGUCACUCGAUAUCUGAGCAUUUUUUAGAUAUCGAUGAUGAUAAGAAUGUGAUUCAGGUCAUGAAAGGUGUUGAUCUUGAAUAUACAACAACUUGGGAAAUAGUUUAUAACAUGGACCUUUCAAGCAAUAAACUUGUGGGAGAAAUACCUGUUGAGUUCACUGCACUUUCCAUGUUGGUGGGUCUGAAUCUGUCUAAUAAUCAUCUGAGAGGGGGUAUUCCAGACAGCAUUGGAAAGAUGAUGAAUUUGGAAACUCUUGAUUUCUCAAAAAACGAGUUGAGCGGGAGGAUCCCUUCAAGCAUGGCGGCUUUGACUUUUUUGAGCCAUUUGAAUUUGUCACACAACAACUUGUCGGGUCAAAUUCCAAUAGGAAAUCAACUGCAGACGCUUAUUGAUGAUCCAUCAAUUUAUGCUGGGAACAAACAUCUAUGUGGACCUCCAUUGCAAAACACUUGCUCAAAUCAUCAAGAUUCAACAACAACAACAAGCAAGAAGAAACACAAAGCAGCUGAUGAGAAGAUGGAGGUAUGGUUGUUUUAUGUGGAUAUAAUGAGUGGUUUUGGAACAGGUUUUUGGGGUGUUAUUGGAGUUCUGAUGUUCAAGAAGCAGUGGAGACACAAACUUUUCAUGUUUGCUGAGGAAACCAUGGAUAAGAUAUACGUUGCAGUUGUGGUAAGAGUUGCCAAGUUCAAGAGAGGAAGAGAAUAGCUGUGUAGAUCAUGUGGAAUGCAAGUAGUUCUUGAAUGCAUGUUAUCAGUGAUAGUUUUGCUUUUGAGAUAUGCUUAUUCUAAUGUAUUACUAUUUGGAUUUUGUAUUUGUAUGGCCUUUGUGAUCUCAGUGUUGUUUAGAGGUGCUAAUUUACAAAAUUUCUUUUGGAUUUGGUAUUUAUACAUGAUCAAGUUGUAGAUUUAGAUUACUAUGUAUUUGAGUUGUAGAUUUUUUUUUUCUUUUUAAUUCUCGACCUUCUGCUGCUGUUCUCACUCCCAACAUGGUGUUGUAUCCCCCGGUUUUCAUCUACAUUGGUCCAAGUAAGUAAGAAACAUGUAAUUGACUCAUUAUUUAUUUUUUCAUUUGUAAAAUUUCUAGUUUUUUCAUGUAUAGAAAGAGGAUGUUUGGGUGAAAGGUGGAGUUUUUUUUUUGUUGGAUUUGGUUUUUAGAUAAGACUAUUGGUCUUGUAUGAAUCUGCAAUGGCAGUGAUCUUGGUUGAUUGUUUGAUUAUAUUCUCAUGAGAUUGCAAGUUAUGAGAUUAGAUUAGGGUUAAUCUCAUAUUUUUGUGUUUGUUUGUAUGGUGUUCAGUCUAUUCAGACAAUCACUCUGACUAACAUGAAGUUGUAUUGUAUGUAUUUGUUGCAUUAAACUGGUGGUCCAUUUUACCCUUCCUGAAGAGUAAGAUGGUUUUGGAUAGGAUAGGAUAUCUAUGUUUUUCUCAUCAUCAUCUAUGUUAUGUAAUCCUCCACAAGGCAUAUCAUCAUUGACAAUAGAUGUAAAGAGGGUCUUAAAGUCACUUCUGAUACUAUAUUAUUUCUAAGUUUAUGAUAUUUUGUCGGUUUUUUUGAUUUUGGAUUUUUCUUGACCCAUCCCCCUUUCUACUUAUGUGUUUUAAGUUUUUCAUAUAUUGUAUCAUGCGUAACCUUUUUCUUUACUUUAUACAUUUUGUUUCUUAAUUUA
Messenger RNA from Lactuca sativa (garden lettuce), 6552 nucleotides. RefSeq names its product receptor-like protein EIX1. The record is from RefSeq and is a predicted model, not a curated record. Lineage: Eukaryota; Viridiplantae; Streptophyta; Magnoliopsida; Asterales; Asteraceae. Gene Ontology annotation, molecular function: protein binding.